Messenger RNA from Suillus clintonianus, 1356 nucleotides. RefSeq lists its product as uncharacterized. NCBI's taxonomy places the organism in Eukaryota, Fungi, Basidiomycota, Agaricomycetes, Boletales, Suillaceae. The record is from RefSeq and is a predicted model, not a curated record. The coding region runs from base 69 to 1223 and encodes 384 amino acids. The transcript is spliced from 2 exons.
AUUUCGAGAGCCAUACUCCCCAUCAACUUUAUUCUUCAGUCGAAGUGUCCCCCAUCGAAUGCCUUUCCAUGGUGGAUUUUUCUGAUACUUGCAGCGGCACAUCCGAUACAGUAUUCAUCGAAGUUAGCCUGCGGCAUCUUCAUGCGUCUACGACUUCAAUGGAACACAGCCCGCCGCUUCCUGCUUCAAACAGUAGGAUUGGAGAGUUCCAGCAUAUUCCAGACAUGGAGUCAUUUUACAGGUCUGAUUCUGCGGACUCUGAACAUCAUUCCUAUAUUCUCUCAAUGCCAACCAUUCCGAGGAUCGCACUCGAGGACCUCUCCGACGACAAUACCACGUCCGUCAAGAAAACAUACGACUUCAAUAUCACGUCUAUUGGUGCUUCUGUCCGUCAAGGAGAUUUCUUGAAACUGCCCGAUGGAUCUUGGCCACGCGCCUCGCUUUCUCGGCUAUCGUCUUCUCCUCGGGGCACUCGCCGCCGUGGUGUUCAAGUUGUCCAUAUUGCCAAGUACACUGACGCGCUCUCUACUCCUGUUUGUCGGCUACCUGCCUUCGAAGUGGCGCACGAAGACUCUCCGGAAUCUAGGAAGGAGAGCGAAGACGAGACUGGGAACCAGGCUUCCAAUACUCUUCUAGAUUUCAUCGAAGAUAGCAGUCGAUGCCAGCAGUUCGAUAUUAGUUGUGUGAGCAAGGAGAAUGAAGGCGGUACCCGCGCACCAGGAGCCACUUCACAGUCGGACAGGGUCCUCAUGAAAUCAUCGCCUGUUUACCCAGGCCUGGAACUUUCUCCCGUCGUUUACUUCCACGGUAAACACCGUCGCUCCCGAGCAGCUUCCUAUCAGAUCACCCCUGGGACACUGACCGAGCGCGGCCAAAUCAUCGAUACCCUCCCAUGCUCUAGGAGAUCAGGAGACUCGCGGUGGGCGCCCAAGAAUGGUAUGAUGGUCAUCAAAGUCUACAUCCCCUCUACCGACGACAUUUGGGCUGCGUACGUCCCCACUAGCGUCACCCUCUCUACGUUCACGUGUCGAUGGCUGUCCAAGUUGAGCCUUCACCUUCGGUUCAGCGGGAGUGCGAUGGACACGCCGGAGUACCACUUCGAUAGUGAUGAGGUGUUUCAGUACUGGGUAAAACGCCGGGUCCGGCAUGGCCGCAACCUUCCCAUCGUUGGUCACUUGGACUAUUCGGUCCUUCCGCUGCCCUUUGUACCGAAGGAGGCUUAGACCAAUUUCUUUCCCUCUGGACAUCCAAGCUUUCUUAUUGCUGACGUCCUUUUCCCACUGCUCACGUAUUUUCAACUCUGGCCACUACUAUUUCCGCCCGAUGUGUUUAUCGAUUUACUGUUUUCAUUUUGUG